Messenger RNA from Dissoconium aciculare CBS 342.82, 1884 nucleotides. RefSeq lists its product as uncharacterized. The coding region runs from base 1 to 1884 and encodes 627 amino acids. The record is from RefSeq and is a predicted model, not a curated record. The transcript is spliced from 2 exons. NCBI's taxonomy places the organism in Eukaryota, Fungi, Ascomycota, Dothideomycetes, Mycosphaerellales, Dissoconiaceae.
AUGCCGAUGAGUGCCGCACAAGGAAAGCUCUCGACCGACGGUGGGCAGCACGGCGGCGCACUCGACAGGUUCACACAGCGUCGGCUCCAGCGAUUACAGACCGAGUCGGCAUUUCGCGAAACCCGUCAGACUGGAAAUGUGCAGAGUCCCAAUGAUAUCAAUCAGAAUUCGCAGUAUAAUCACAGCGCCAACAGCCAAAAAUAUAACAAUGCAGACGCACAGCCACAAUCGCUGCACCAGUCGCCGCAAGUGCAUCCUACCGCACCACCAUCCCAGAGCAGCUACCGCACAAGUCAAGCCAGUCAGGCGUUAUCUUUAGAUAGCAACAUGCCUGGCUCUAGACAAAAUAGUUUUCCGCAAGAGAAUAUUCCGACGACACAACAUUCACAGUCGUCGCAUCUGCAACAAUCGCGACCCUCGUAUUCACCCCACGACGCCGGCGAGCAAUUCUCGACGCAGGACCCCACCCGCCCCGCGCUGAAUCAACAACAAUCGCGCAGCUACAACCACAACGCUCACGAGGACAUGUCCAACAAUGGCACCUCCACCAUGACCACUACCACCAAAACGCGCCCACCGAAUAAUAAUCGACAGAGCGUUCACAACGUUUUAAUCUCUCGCGAGGCUUCCAGCGUCUCGUCGCAGGGUGGUCAGCCUAGCCUGCCGUCCAAUACUGGAGCACAACCCCGUCAAUCAACACAACAGGGCGAUGUUGCUCGCGUCACAUCUCAACUCGCGCAAGCAAGCGACGAAAUGACUGACGAAGAGGUCGCUCAACUGCAGAAGGAUCACAAAGAGCUGCGUGAAAAAUAUACUAAGGUGAAGAAGUAUUAUUUCGAAAAGGAGGAUCAAGUCAAGCAACUUCAGAACAGUCUCGCCCAUCAACGGCUGUCGCAAUCACGAACAUCCCUCGACGACAGUGAAUACACCACCCGAUUCAACCGGUUAGAUGGUCUGGUCGCCCAACUUUCAUUCAGUAUUCGUAAGAGCUGGAGGAGUAUACCGCCAUGGCUGUGCUCGUUCGUCAACAAGGACGCUGUGGCGACGGGCAAGCAAGAGAUGACUGCGGCUGGAAGAGCCUUCAUUUCGUGGUGGCUGGUGCACGAGGUCUUUGACAGAUACUUUCAUCCAGACCUGGACGUUGGCUUGUCGACUCAGCUGAAGUCUAUCCAACACAGCAUCCGCAGAUAUGCACCCAUUCCCAACACGUCAGAGGAAGAGGAGUAUCUCACGUCCAAGGUCGUCAAUUGGAGGUUAGCGACGCUUGAGGGUCUUCAGGACACGCUGCGCUCGCCUCAAUGUCCGAUCAACCGACAACGAUUGAUAGACACGCUCAAGGAUGACCUCGUCAAAGCCAUCUCCGUGUACCUCCAAGACCCUGCGCCUGCAGAUCUCGAGGGUGGCGUGCACAUGAUUGUCGAGCUCGUCGUCAGCAUCGCAAUUCACUUACCUCUGGAGAGCAGAGAUGUCGUCAUCGAAUACUUCAUGCCCGGCAACCCCAUUCUCAAUGAUCAGAUGAAACUCGAGACUGGUAUUCCGCCCUUGAUCACUUCUGUCGCCGAUGACAGCACCGAGCGCGCGUCACUGAAGAGCGCCACCAGCGAUGCCACCGACAUGACCGAUGUUAGCAAUCUCGACCCUACGGCCAAGAAGACCACUCGCAGCAUGCUCAGCGCUCUCACAGGCGGCUCAAGCAGUAAAUCCAAGAGCGCCGCUCAAGGAAAGCACGCCAGUGCGGGCGGAAGCUCAAGCAGCCUACACCGUCCUGAGAGCGCCCAGGGCGUAAAGGAGGAUCUUCCUCCGCGCGUACGUAUGGCUGCGGGUGUAGGUGUGGCCGUGCGUGGACGAUCAGUCCUGGUCAAAGCAACCGUCUUCGGCACGUAG